CACCGGUGUGGCCGCAACGAGGAGGCUGCUGCGCAGGCCAGGGGCAGCUUCUUCAAGGUCACGGGCUGUGCCAGCCCCGACAUCUCGAGCCCCACGGUGUGCCGGGCCCACCGAGGCUGGGAGAACCGUUACGCUACUCUGGUGGCCGGCCUCCGUUCUCAGAGAGUACUGGCGGCGAGCGAGGGCUGUUUCCUGGAGGAGGCUGUAAGUACCUUGCUGGAGAGUUUAGCCACAAAGAGUUGCCAAGAUAGCCGGGCCAGGAAGAAAGCGCCGCAGCCCUGACCCAGCUGCUGUUGCCGACCCCGGGGCACUCUGGCUGUCAACCAAGCGGCUGAAGAUGUCUGGAGGGGCCAGUGCCACGGGCUCAAGGAGAGGGACCCCAGGACUGGAGGAGGCUACUAGUAAGAAGAAGCAGAAGGACCGAGCAAACCAGGAAAGCAAGGAUGGAGAUCCUAGGAGAGGGUCACUGUCCACUCCUCGAGAGGAACAGAUUAAAGAAGAGUUGUUGCUUGAUUGGAGGCAGAGUGCAGAUGAGGUGAUCAUCAAGCUUCGUGUGGGAACUGGUCCACUGCGGCUGGAGGAGGUGGAUGCUGCCUUCACAGACACAGACUGUGUGGUGCGGUUUCCAGGAGGUCAGCAGUGGGGUGGUGUCUUCUAUGCUGAAAUAGAAAGUUCUUGUACUAAAGUACAGGCCCGCAAGGGUGGUCUCCUGCAGCUGGCAUUGCCCAAGAAGGUGCCUCUGCUCACGUGGCCCUCUCUCCUGAAGAAACCUCUAGAGACCCAGGAACUGGCAACUGGUCUGUGGUCCCAAGAGAAUGGACAGGAGCUGUCUCCUGUUGCCCUAGAGCCAGGCCCUGAGCCCCGCCGGGCUAAGCAGGAGGCCCGGAACCAAAAGCGAGCCCAGGGUCGUGGUGAGGUAGGCUCAGGGGCCGGCCCUGGGGUCCAGGCAGGGCCCAGCGCCAAGAGGGCUGUGCAUCUCCGCAGAGGGCCAGAGGGGGAAAGGUCCAGGGAUGGCCCUGGACCCCAGGGUGAUGCCCCAUCCUUCCUGGCUGAUCCGGACACCCAGGUUGAGGCUAAGGAACAUCUCCAUGUACCACCACUGAACCCCAAAACCUGCCUUCUGGGCUCAGAGACAAAUUUAGCCCUUUUGUCAGGAGAGAAGGCAGUGUUUCCCAGGAAUGACACAGUCUCCUCAGCCAUAUCCCAAGUCAGAGACCCUGGGAAAGAUGGCUGUGUCAAAGAGGAUAUGGCAGGAGCUGCAAAUGUUACAGACUUGGCAGACGGUAAAGAGCCUGAGUCCAUGGUGAACCUGGCAUUUGUUAAGAAUGACUCAUACGAGAAGGGGCCGGAUUCAGUGGUGGUGCACGUGUAUGUAAAGGAGAUCCAAAGGGACACCUCUCGAGUACUUUUCCGGGAGCAGGACUUCACACUCAUCUUCCAGACCAGGGAUGGAAACUUUCUGAGGCUGCAUCCAGGCUGUGGGCCCCACACCAUCUUCCGAUGGCAGGUGAAGCUCAGGAACCUCAUUGAGCCAGAGCAGUGCACCUUCUGUUUCACGACUUCUCGUAUCGACAUCUGCCUCCAUAAGCGUCAGAGUCAGCGCUGGGGGGGCCUGGAGGCCCCAGCUGCACGAGGUGCAGUGGGUGGUGCAAAGGUUGCCGUGCCGACAGGUCCAACUCCUCUGGAGUCAGCCCCUCCAGGAGGUCCUCCACACCCCCUGACAGGCCAGGAGGAAGCCCGAACUGUGGAGAAAGACAAAGCUAAGGCUCGAUCUGAGGAUGUGGGGCUAGAUAGCAUGGCUGUCCGCACGCCCUUGGAGCAUGUAUCCACAAAGCCGGAACCACACCUGGCCUCGCCCAAGCCCACAUGUAUGGUGCCUCCAAUGCCCCACAGCCCUGUGAGUGGAGACAGUGUGGAGGAAGAAGAGGAGGAGGAGAAGAAGGUGUGUCUCCCUGGCUUCACUGGCCUUGUCAAUUUAGGCAACACAUGCUUCAUGAACAGCGUCAUUCAGUCUCUGUCCAAUACUCGGGAACUUCGAGAUUUCUUUCACGACCGCUCCUUUGAGGCUGAGAUCAACUACAACAACCCGCUGGGGACUGGUGGGCGUUUGGCCAUUGGUUUUGCUGUGCUGCUUCGUGCACUGUGGAAGGGCACUCACCAUGCCUUUCAGCCUUCCAAGUUGAAGGCCAUUGUGGCAAGCAAGGCCAGCCAGUUCACAGGCUAUGCCCAGCAUGAUGCACAGGAGUUCAUGGCUUUCCUGCUGGAUGGGUUACAUGAGGACCUGAAUCGAAUCCAGAACAAGCCCUACACAGAGACUGUGGACUCGGAUGGGCGGCCUGAUGAGGUGGUGGCUGCAGAAGCAUGGCAGCGGCACAAGAUGAGGAAUGACUCUUUCAUCGUGGACCUAUUUCAGGGCCAAUAUAAAUCCAAGCUGGUGUGCCCUGUGUGUGCCAAGGUCUCCAUCACUUUUGACCCAUUCCUUUAUCUGCCGGUGCCCUUGCCACAAAAGCAAAAAGUUCUUCCCAUCUUUUAUUUUGCCCGAGAGCCCCACUGCAAACCCAUCAAGUUCCUGGUGAGUGUUAGCAAGGAGAACUCCAGUGCAAGUGAAGUUUUGGAUUCACUUUCUCAGAGUGUUCAUGUGAAGCCUGAGAACCUGCGCCUGGCUGAGGUGAUUAAGAAUCGCUUCCACCGUGUGUUUCUGCCCUCCCAAUCCCUGGACACUGUUUCCCCAUCUGACACACUCCUCUGCUUUGAGCUGCUAUCCCCAGAGUUGGCUAAGGAGCGAGUAGUGGUGUUAGAGGUACAACAGCGCCCCCAGGUGCCCAGCAUCCCCAUCUCCAAGUGUGCAGCCUGCCAGCGGAAGCAGCAGUCAGAGGAUGAAAAACUGAAGCGCUGUACCCGGUGCUACCGUGUGGGCUACUGCAACCAGCUCUGCCAGAAAAGCCACUGGCCUGACCACAAGGGCCUCUGCCGCCCUGAGAACAUUGGCUACCCCUUUCUGGUCAGUGUACCUGCCUCACGCCUCACUUACGCUCGUCUCACCCAGUUGCUAGAGGGAUAUGCCCGAUACUCGGUGAGUGUAUUCCAGCCACCCUUCCAGCCUGGCCGGAUGGCCUUGGAGUCACAGAGCCCUGGCUGCACCACACUGCUCUCCACUAGCUCCCUUGAGGCUGGGGACAGUGAGAGGGAGCCUAGUCAGUCUCCAGAGCUCCAGUUGGUGGCCGAAGGAGACACAGGAGUUCCCCGAUUGUGGGCAGCUCCUGACCGGGGCCCUGUGACUAGCACCAGUGGAAUUUCUUCUGAGAUGCUGACCAGUGGGCCCACUGAAAGUAGUUCCUUGCCUGUUGGUGAGAGAGUGUCCCGGCCUGAAGCUGCUGUGCAUGGAUACCAACACCCAAGUGAAGCCAUAAAUGCCCACACACCCCAGUUCUUCAUCUAUAAAAUUGACGCAUCUAACCGAGAACAGCGGCUGGAGGACAAAGGGGAGACCCCACUGGAGCUGGGUGAAGACUGUAGCCUGGCUCUGGUUUGGCGGAACAAUGAACGCCUGCAGGAGUUUGUAUUGGUGGCUUCCAAGGAGCUUGAAUGUGCUGAGGACCCAGGCUCUGCUGGCGAGGCUGCCCGUGCUGGCCACUUCACCCUGGAUCAGUGUCUCAACCUCUUCACACGGCCUGAGGUGCUGGCACCUGAGGAGGCCUGGUACUGUCCACAGUGCAAACUGCACCGGGAAGCCUCCAAACAGCUGCUGUUGUGGCGCCUGCCCAAUGUGCUCAUUGUGCAGCUCAAGCGCUUCUCCUUCCGUAGUUUCAUCUGGCGUGAUAAGAUCAAUGACUUAGUGGAGUUUCCUGUUCGGAACCUGGACCUGAGCAAGUUCUGCAUUGGUCAGAAAGAGGAGCAACUGCCCAGCUAUGACCUGUAUGCUGUCAUUAACCACUACGGAGGCAUGAUUGGUGGCCAUUACACGGCCUGUGCACGUUUACCUAACGAUCGCAGUAGCCAGCGCAGUGACGUAGGCUGGCGCUUGUUUGAUGACAGCACUGUGACAACGGUAGACGAGAGCCAGGUCGUGACCCGUUAUGCCUAUGUACUCUUCUACCGCCGACGGAACUCUCCUGUGGAGAGGCCCCCCAGGGCAGGUCACUCUGAGCAUCACCCAGACCUAGACCCUGCAGCCGAGGCUGCUGCCAGCCAGGCUUCCCGGAUUUGGCAGGAACUCGAGGCCGAGGAGGAGCUGGUGCCUGAAGGGCCUGGGCCUAUGGGUCCCUGGGGACCCCAAGACUGGGUGGGUCCCCCACCACGUGGCCCUACCACACCAGACGAGGGCUGUCUUCGGUACUUUGUCCUUGGCACUGUGGCUGCUUUGGUGGCUCUUGUGCUCAACGUGUUCUAUCCUCUGGUAUCUCAGAGUCGCUGGAGAUGAGCUCACCUGCAGGCAGCUCCUAGGAGCUGGCCUACCUGUCUGCCCGCCAAGCAGUGCUUUGUGGUGGAGAACAGCACUGAGCUUUCGGCCUCAGUGUGUACAUCUGGUGGGAGAUGUUGGGGACUGUGGCCUCUGAAGGGGCAGAGUAUCCUAGGGUGGGUAUCCACCUAGCUGUCCGUCUGCUCCUUCUGCUGCACUUACCCUUGGCCUGGAGCUUGGUGCUACCCAAGCUACUUCCUGUAUUUAAAUCCUUAAUAAAGCAAAGCUAUUCAGGCCUGA
Cavia porcellus (domestic guinea pig) is the source of this 4699-nucleotide messenger RNA. It is a transcript of the gene Usp19, whose product is annotated as ubiquitin specific peptidase 19. Gene Ontology annotation, biological process: protein deubiquitination. Gene Ontology annotation, molecular function: cysteine-type deubiquitinase activity. Bases 338 to 4420 code for a protein of 1360 amino acids. The record is from RefSeq and is a predicted model, not a curated record. NCBI's taxonomy places the organism in Eukaryota, Metazoa, Chordata, Mammalia, Rodentia, Caviidae. The transcript has 27 exons.